Quercus lobata is the source of this 1087-nucleotide messenger RNA. It is a transcript of the gene NUDX25, whose product is annotated as nudix hydrolase homolog 25. Gene Ontology annotation, cellular component: chloroplast. Gene Ontology annotation, biological process: ribose phosphate metabolic process; nucleoside phosphate metabolic process. Gene Ontology annotation, molecular function: bis(5'-adenosyl)-pentaphosphatase activity; guanosine-3',5'-bis(diphosphate) 3'-diphosphatase activity. The coding region runs from base 203 to 724 and encodes 173 amino acids. The transcript has 6 exons. The record is from RefSeq and is a predicted model, not a curated record. Lineage: Eukaryota; Viridiplantae; Streptophyta; Magnoliopsida; Fagales; Fagaceae.
CUGAGUCACCUUUUUGGCUUAUAGUUAGAGUCAGCUUCACUAUUUCCCACACAGCUCAAAACCCACUUUUUUUGUUGUUGAAUUUCUCAUAUAGUCAUAGCACUAACUCUCUCUCUCUCUCUCUCUCACUCAGACUCUCUGACAAGCUCCAAAGCAAAAGCAAAAGCAAAAAAGAAAAAAAAGAAAAAAAAACCAAUAAGCAAUGGAGGGUCUCCCUCCUGGUUAUCGUCCCAACGUUGGCAUUUGCCUCAUCAACCCUGAUAAUCAAGUUUUUGUGGCUUCAAGAUUGAAUGUUCCAGGAGCAUGGCAGAUGCCUCAGGGGGGUAUUGAAGAUGGUGAAGAACCCAAAUCAGCAGCCAUUAGAGAACUUCGAGAAGAAACUGGAAUUGUGUCUGCCGAAAUUAUGGCUGAGGUUCCAAAUUGGUUGACUUAUGACUUCCCUCCUGCUGUGAAGGCCAAAGUCAAUCGUCUCUGGGGAGGUGAAUGGCAUGGGCAGGCACAAAAGUGGUUCCUUAUGAGAUUAACAAAAGAUGAGAGUGAGAUCAAUCUAGCUAAUGGUGAAGCAGAGCCAGAAUUUGCUGAAUGGAAAUGGGCAGGCCCAGAAGAAGUUGUUGAGCAGGCGGUGGACUACAAAAGGCCAACGUAUGAGGAAGUUAUGAGAACCUUCGAGCCUUACUUAAGUGGAAAUUCAAUCUCCACAAAAUGUAAAUCAUCUAAAUGGUGAAUGUUGUGGGUGUGUAUCAUUUGGUUCUAAGAGUUCCGUACAUGACUUAAAUUUCCCAUUAAAAUUUGGAUUUAGUAGAAGUUUGCUCUUUGUAAAUGGAAAUGGAAGUAAGAACUGAAAAAUAGAUGGUUGCUUUAUUGUAACAAUAAGAUCUUUGUUGUGAUGUAGUUCUCUUUAGUGGUUUUGAUUAUGAGGAUGCUUUCAGAUGUGUAUAAAAGAAACUGGGGGAAUAGGCUUGAGAGCUUGUUGCAUAGUCUGUAACUAUCACUGUGAAGUUGGUAUAAAUUUUGAAACAUUUGCACAAUAUGAUUUAGAAUAGAAUGUGAAAAGGAAUAUAUGCGGGUGACCAUGACUAGUUUUAUA